UGUUUGUCUAAUGUAUUUAUAGAGAGCAGUUCGCUUGAGUCGAUCGUCCACUGUCGUUCGGUUUAUUGAAUAGUUUUUCAUUCUGUUCGGAUUCCCACUAUUUUGACAACAUGACCACGCCGAUAAAUUUUAAAAACAUAGCUUCCGAAAUGCCGCCGCCCAAGCGCAUCCAGCUUGAGAGCGAAAAGGUUUCGGUGGCCGAGGCUAUCAACUUCCUAAAGACGCAGUGCGACACGCGCAAAGAGCAUAAGGAUGAGGAUCCCCUUAAUGAGGGACCCACCGUGGCGGACGAGCUGAAUGCCCGUCUGGCAAUGGUUCACGUGCGUGAGGCUCGGACUAAACGGAUCCGUCGCCUGGUCAAGUACCCACCCCACGAUACGCAGGCAUUGUACAGGUUCAUCUGCGUCUGUCCCCGUUACCAUCCCUGCUAUGUGCCAUGCCAGCACACGGGACAGAUCAUCAUCGACCGGGACGUUUUGUCCCGGGAGGAGCACAUAUGUUUUCUGGCUACGCCCAAGAAAGACUUUUCGUCUCCACAGCUUGGGAAGCAAGCGCGCUACUACACAAAGAAGAUCUAUGUAAACCAAUGCACAGCCCGAGUGGAACGUCUGGCCGAUCCGCAUCCGAUGCGAGUGAAUGAGACCUACACUUUCUUCAAGGAGUACCUCUCGCCGCGCCACAUAGCCGCUUUGGAGAACCAGAUGAAACCCAAGCCGCCGGUGGAAGCCAUGACCAUGGAGAAGGCGCUAGAGUACAUGGAGGAGGAGAUGCGUCAGCGAAGGGCGGCGAGGCAGGUGCACAAGCGACGCUGCAAGAGUCUCAAGAAGCGCAUCCUUUUGCGUCAGCGCAAGCAGAUGCAGAAAAUAGUUUGCGUCCUUUUUGAGGAAAUGAAGGACUUUCUGCUCAACGACCAGUUUAUUGUGGAUGAAAACUCUCCUCUUUGCAGCGUGAUUCUUGAGAGGCUUCGAGAGUUCACAGAUCAAGAGUUCUACACGACCAGUAAUUUACGCGAGUAUCAGCGGAUAUUGGCUAACAACCUGACCGUUUGGAUCAACAAGUUCAUAUCGAACCUGAACAUUUACUUGGCGCCGCAACAAAUACCCGUCCAACGACAGAUGAUGGCAGAGACCGAUCCGGAACAGUUUGUUCCCUUGUCGGACUUUAUUUCUCUAUCUGACGAACCAGGGUUAGAAGAAAUGAUGGAGGACGUUGAGCAAGGAGCCGUCGAGUAUCACGAUUACGGAUAUGGGGAGGACUACUUGCCCGACGUUCUCAAUACCGAAAUGUCAGAGGACACCAUAAUUGCUUAAAUUGGGGCGAGCUUACCCUUCAGCUGAGACCAAGUGAGCUCCUUAUAGACGCCGUUGCUGUGUACCUUGGCUCCAUGAUUCUUAAGUAUGUCCACUGGCAUCGCGCGGAAGAGGAAGUGCAGGAAGUUCUGUGAAGUGUAUGCGAAAUUUCAUAGUGUAACACCCAAAUCAAUAGUAAUACUAAUGUAAUGUUUUUCCAACCUC
This is a messenger RNA of Drosophila ficusphila, 1514 nucleotides long. RefSeq lists its product as uncharacterized. The transcript has 3 exons. The record is from RefSeq and is a predicted model, not a curated record. Lineage: Eukaryota; Metazoa; Arthropoda; Insecta; Diptera; Drosophilidae. The coding region runs from base 111 to 1310 and encodes 399 amino acids.